UUUAUUGAAACAAUUAAAAAAUUUUUAUCGAAUUUUAACUUGUUCUGUGGUGUGUGCAAAAAGUAAAUAGUUUGAUAAUGGCAUUUAGUGUGUACAAUGACACGAAUGAACUUAAUUCUCAACUGUCAACUGAAGAAAAUAAUAUGACAGUUGAUGAAAACACUACUGUAGCACCAGUAAUUAUAGAAGAACUGGAUGAAAAUGCUUUAAAUAAUAUGAAUGUGGAUAUGACAGAAUUUGUUGAAACAAAAGCUUUAAAGAUUCAAGAUAUACCUCAGAAUGUUAUAUCAGAUGUUUCUGAACAAAGUAGUUCUGCUAUGGAUAUUACUACAGAUUUAGAAGAUCAGGAUAUGUUAUUAACAGCAGAUGAAGAAGAGCAAUUAACAAAACAGUUUCUAAAUGGAGAAUUAACAUUCUCUGAGUAUUCUUCAAGAAUGGAUCAAAGUGUAGGCUUAGAAACUACAGAAGUUGAUUCUCAUAGAAGUAACUAUGAAAAUGAAGAAAUAGAAACAAGUAAAACUGUUCAUCAGAAAGCAUUAAAAUCACAAACUGGAGCACAAGUACGUUAUAAAAGGAAAAAAAGAACAUUACCUCCAGUUCUGCAAGGUCUUAUGGGUGAAGCAAAUUUAAGAUUUGCAAGGGGAGACACAGAACUAGCUGCUCAAAUAUGUAUGGAAAUAAUUAGACAAGUGCCAAGCGCUCCGGAACCAUUUCAUACACUGGCAAUGAUAUAUGAAACAGAUCAACCAGAGAAAUCAUUGCAGUGUGCCUUGAUAGCAGCACACCUUAGUCCAAAAGAUGCUGAUCAAUGGGUAAGAUUAGCUAAUAUGUCACUGGAAAGUGGAGAUAUAAAACAAGCUAUAACAUGCUAUAAUAAAGCAAUUCAAGCAAGUCCUAAAGAUGUACGUUUAUAUGAAACACGAGCUGAACUUUUAGAAAAAUAUGGGGAUAAGAGAUCUUAUUUAAAAGGAUUCUUGAAAUUGGUUCAUCAGUUGGAACCUGAGAAUGGUGAACAUAUAAUUAAAUAUGCUAAAAUGUUAGCUAAACGACACAUGGAAGAAAACAACAAUGAACAAGCAUUAGAAGCAAUGGAGAAUAUUUUUUUUAAGUGCCCCUCUUUUAUUACUUUAGAAGAAGUUAAUAUUAUGACUGAGAUAUUAAUAGCUCUAAAGAAGUUUAAAAGAUGUUUAAAUAUUUUGACUACAUAUACAAGUAUUUGGGUUAAAAAGAAAGAUGGAAAUGAGAAGAAUGAAGAAUCAGAAGAUCAGGAUAUAUGUGAAAUAGAAGCUUGCGGAGUACCGGACGAUGUUGUCGUCGACUUAAAAGCAAAAUUUUUAAUAACACUUAUUGAAUUGGAUCAGAUGAAACUAGCUGUAACACUAUUACCUAAGUUUUAUCUAUACGAACAUCCAGAAGUUUCUGGAGAUCUGUUUUUAGACAUAGCAGAAGCUUUAAUGGGAAAAAAGGAAUUCGAACGUGCCUUAAUGUUAUUAGAUCCUUUAGUGAAUAGUACCAAUUAUAGUUUAGCUGCAGUGUGGUUACGGCACGCCGAAUGUUGGGUUGGCUGUAAAGACUUAAAAAAAGCAAUAAAGUCUUAUGAAAAUGUCAGAAAACUAUCACCCCAGCAUUUAGGUGCAAGAACAGCGCUAGCUAAACUAUAUCAAUUGAAGGGUCAGUAUAAUAAAGCAAUAGAAAUUCUUCAUCAAGAUCCUGAAUCGGACACUUUAGACCUAGAAGUGAUUUAUCAAAGAACAUUGCUGCUUUUCAAAGUAAAAAGAUACAAUGAGUAUUUUCAGUCUGGUAUGUUACUUUUCUCCAGACAUUGUGCACAUAUAAGAAACAAAGUUGAAGUGAGUGCAUUAAGUAGAGCGUGUGUAUUGCGACAACGUUUAGAAACUUUACAGCUUCAUCGAUUUUCGCGCGGAGAAAAGUUUGAAGAAGAAAACGCACCAAUCUUUUCAAAUAAUUCAGAACUGAGCGAGAAAAAAGAAUUCUUCUUGCUUUUACAAAUGUGUAAAUUAGCUUGUAGAUUAAAGAAGUAUGGCUUAUUACAACGGAUCUGUUUUAGCGCUUUAACAUCAAAAAGAUUUGAGAAAAGGAAUUUUCAUAUUAUGUUUUUAUGUUUACUAUCUUGUAUUUACAAUAAUGAUUCCUAUCAUGGGUAUAACAUUGUGCGAUCGUUGAUACGGGCUUGCGAAAAGCCAAGUUCUUGGAAUUUGCUAAAUAUCAUUGUUCAGAAAGCAGAAGAUUCAAGACACAACAGAUUUAUAAUGCGUCUUCUUGGAAGAGAAGAUAUAUUUUCUUAUCUGAAUAUAAUGCAUGCAAAUAAUUGCCUUAUUUCUGGAACAUAUAAAUAUGCACUCAAUGAUUAUAUUUCUCUCUUCAAAGUAAUGCCCAGUGCUCUAUUGGCAUUACUUAUUGGUGUAACUUUAUUACAAAUGUCAUGUCAAAAAUUUUCAUCUAAGAAGAAUCAACUUGUAAUUCAGGCUAUUGCCUUUCUGAAGAAAUAUUCUCAGUUACGGGGCAAAAAUGGGGAACAAGAAACAUACUACAAUAUGGGACGCGUAUUUCAUCAAAUUGGUUUAUUACCCGCAGCCGUACACUUUUAUAAAUUAGUGCUCACCAACGAUCCUGGAGAUUUAAUUGAAAAAAACUCGCAUCUCUUGGACUUAAAAAAAGAAGCUGCUUUUAAUUUACAUCUUAUUUAUUUACAAUCUGAAAAUUAUUUAUUAGCAAGAAUGUAUCUUGAAAAUUACAUUACAGUUUAGUUUAGGAGUAUCGAUUUAUAAAACUAAUUUAUAAUUUAUUGUCUGUAAAGCAAGAAUUUUGUAUAAAAAUUAUAAAAAGCCUGAAUGUAAUUUAAAUUAUAGUAUUGUAAAUAAACAUGUAAACAUUA
This is a messenger RNA of Osmia bicornis bicornis, 2896 nucleotides long. RefSeq names its product general transcription factor 3C polypeptide 3. Gene Ontology annotation, cellular component: transcription factor TFIIIC complex. Gene Ontology annotation, molecular function: protein binding. Gene Ontology annotation, biological process: transcription by RNA polymerase III. Bases 78 to 2768 code for a protein of 896 amino acids. NCBI's taxonomy places the organism in Eukaryota, Metazoa, Arthropoda, Insecta, Hymenoptera, Megachilidae. The record is from RefSeq and is a predicted model, not a curated record. The transcript has 5 exons.